Dryobates pubescens (Downy woodpecker) is the source of this 441-nucleotide messenger RNA. It is a transcript of the gene PLGRKT, whose product is annotated as plasminogen receptor with a C-terminal lysine. NCBI's taxonomy places the organism in Eukaryota, Metazoa, Chordata, Aves, Piciformes, Picidae. Gene Ontology annotation, biological process: positive regulation of plasminogen activation. Gene Ontology annotation, cellular component: plasma membrane. The record is from RefSeq and is a predicted model, not a curated record.
AUGGGGUUCGUCUUCUCGAAACACAUGAGAGACAGCCUGACAGCUCAGCAGGAUUUUAUGCUCAUGAAUUCACGCCUCCAGCUGGAAAGGCAACUACCGAUGCAGAACGAGAUGAGAGAGAGACAAACAGCUAUGCAGAUUGCUUGGGCACAGGAAGUUCUCCAAUAUUUUGGGACAUUUUUUGGACUUGCUGCUGUGGGCUUAACAGCUGCAUGUUUUCAUUCCAACCUUACCCAGAGUGUUCUGCACCCUACAGCUUUUCCCUGCAAUGCUGUUAAGACUGCAUGUUUUGGUAACUGCCUUAGAAAAUCUCUGAACAGGGAAGCAGAAAAUGUACUGGACACACAGGGAGUUUUGCUACAGUUGCCGAAAGGACCGUUUGCUUAUGAAGACCUGGAGAAAAUCAGAAGAUCUCAGAGAAAGUUCUUCAGAGAAAAAUAG